AUGGGCACCCCGCUUGGGGCGUGCUCGACGGGCCUGGGCUCCGGCCUGGGCUCCGGCUUGGGCUCCGGCCUGGGCUCUGGCCUGGGCAUGGGCUCGCUGGGCGGCCUGGGCGUGCAAGGUAUGCCAGGCCAGGGCAUGCAGGGCAUGCAGCAGGGCAUGCACUGGGACUGUGUGGUUCGCGGCGCCCCAUGCGGCGCGUCUUGCGGGGCCUCCUCCGCCUCUUCAUCUUACGCCGGCUGGCCGUUGGCCAUGCCCUCCUCGUCCUUGACGUCGUCCUUAACGUCGUCCCUGACGUCGUCCCCCGGCGGCGGCGCGGGUGGCAGUGCAAGCAGUGUAGUGGCGCACGCCCCCGCGGCCGCUUCCUGGCUGGACCCCCUUGGCUGUGAUAAGACUGGCAUGGACUGGUACCUGCACAAGUCCAUGGUCGGGCAAGUGGACUGGGGGACGUCGCCGUCGUCGUCCUCGUCCGCGGUAUAUCUUUCUAUGACUGAAUUAGCUAAGCUUAAACAACUCUUCAUAGUAUGUCAUUUGCCACAGCAAUCACAACAACAGUUCUCCUGA
Molecule: messenger RNA, 561 nt
Organism: Thrips palmi
Lineage: Eukaryota; Metazoa; Arthropoda; Insecta; Thysanoptera; Thripidae
Product: GPI-anchored CFEM domain protein A-like
Exons: 2
Coding region: 1-561 (186 amino acids)
Source: RefSeq, a predicted model, not a curated record